AAAUUAAUACUUCUAUUUUGAAAUAUUUUUAAUUAUUUUUACAAAAUUGAUACGUCAAAAACUCAAAUUCUUGUUACACCCUCUUAUCCUUUUAAUAAAAUCCAUAUACAUGCAUCAUAAAAUAUAAAUAAAUAAAUAAAUAAAUAAAUCAUGAUUCUAGAUUCAAUUCACUCGUUUUAUUGCUAUGUAAAGCAGUAAAUUUCCACAACUCAUUGACAGUAAGAGAGAGAUUAAAACUUUACCAAAAGAGGAGAUUUGGUGAUUACAAGUUUACAACUCAUAUAUUUAUAUGCAAAGUGUGUAACGCAUUAUCCCUUCAAAAAAAAAAAAAAAAAAAAAGGUGUGUAACGCAUUACUUUUAUUUUGCGCACAAUUUCAGUAGGAGAUUCAAUUCCCAGAAUUUUAAUCUCCUUCUGUUAAUUUCCUAGCCAAAUGGAUACUCGACCUCCUUCAAAAUUCGCAGAUAUUGAAGCAAAGUUAGCAAAACAAAAGGAAAUCGAUGAUUGGCUUCCCAUCACAUCUGCAAGGAAUGCGAAAUGGUGGUACUCUGCCUUCCACAAUGUCACUGCCAUGGUUGGUGCCGGAGUCCUUAGUCUUCCAUAUGCCAUGUCUAAUCUAGGAUGGGGACCAGGAGUGGUAAUUCUAGUACUAUCAUGGGUCAUAACAUUGUACACCCUAUGGCAAAUGGUGGAGAUGCAUGAGAUGGUACCAGGGAAGCGAUUUGACCGGUACCAUGAGCUAGGACAAUAUGCCUUUGGGGAGAAGCUAGGCUUAUGGAUUGUGGUGCCUCAACAACUUAUUGUUGAAGUUGGUGUUAACAUUGUUUACAUGGUUACCGGGGGUAAAUCCCUUCAGAAGUUCCAUGAUAUUGUAUGUUCUACCAAGACCAAUUGUGCACCUAUGAAAACUACCUACUUUAUCAUGAUCUUCUCCUCUGUUCACUUCGUCCUGUCUCACCUUCCUAACUUCAACUCCAUCGCCGGUGUUUCAUUGGCAGCUGCUGUUAUGUCCCUUAGCUAUUCUACAAUUGCAUGGUCAGCAUCACUAGGGAAAGGUGUACAGCCAGGCGUUACUUACGGGGCUAAGCACCAUAGUGAUGUAGGGAAGAUGUUUGGCUUCUUCAACGCGCUAGGAGAUGUGGCUUUUGCAUAUGCAGGACACAACGUUGUGCUCGAAAUUCAAGCAACCAUCCCUUCCACCCCAGAGAAGCCUUCCAAGGGACCCAUGUGGAAGGGUGUUAUCGUUGCCUACAUCGUUGUUGCCAUAUGCUAUUUCCCUGUUGCCCUAAUUGGCUAUUGGGUUUUUGGAAGCAAUGUUAAAGAUAACAUCCUCCUUUCCCUUGAGAAACCGGGUUGGCUUAUUGGUAUGGCCAACCUGUUUGUGGUCGUCCACGUUAUUGGAAGUUAUCAGAUAUAUGCCAUGCCGGUUUUUGACAUGAUAGAGACUGUGCUAGUGAAGAAGUUGCAUUUCAAGCCUACUUGGUACCUCAGGUUUAUUAGUCGCAACUGUUACGUGGCAUUUACAAUGUUUGUCGCGAUUACAUUCCCCUUCUUUGGAGGACUUCUUGGAUUCUUUGGAGGAUUUGCCUUCGCUCCAACUACUUACUUUCUUCCUUGCAUCAUGUGGCUUGCUAUUCACAAACCCAGGAAGUUUGGCCUUUCAUGGUGCUGUAAUUGGGCUUGCAUUGUUCUUGGAGUUAUGCUGAUGGUGUUAGCACCUAUCGGAGGGCUUAGACAGAUCAUAUUAGACGCGAAAACCUACAAGUUCUACUCAUAAGAAGUGUAGUGUCUUGAAAUUUGUGGUUUGAUGAUUAGCAUUGUAGUAUUUCUUUUGAUAAUGGCAAAAUGAUGAAUCCAGCUACAUUGCUUGUUUAGUAUAAGUUGGAUUAUACAUUUUAACUAGGGUAAAGUCAGUUAGACACAUUUUCGGAACCUGCUAGUUAUCUAUUUGUUUAUAAUUUUUCAAAUUGUGUGCAUAUAGAAUGAAUUUCUGCUCUGAGUUUCCAAUUAGUCACAGAGUAUUUACAAAUUAUGUAAAAAGGGUUGUGUUUGCUGGUAUAUGCUUUCAGACAGUUUCUGAAAUAAGGUUUAAAUACACAGUUGCAGACAUUUUGCCUUUCAAA
This is a messenger RNA of Chenopodium quinoa (quinoa), 2122 nucleotides long. Its product is annotated as lysine histidine transporter 2-like. The record is from RefSeq and is a predicted model, not a curated record. NCBI's taxonomy places the organism in Eukaryota, Viridiplantae, Streptophyta, Magnoliopsida, Caryophyllales, Amaranthaceae. Bases 433 to 1776 code for a protein of 447 amino acids. The transcript has 8 exons. Gene Ontology annotation, cellular component: plasma membrane.